Brassica rapa (field mustard) is the source of this 1957-nucleotide messenger RNA. RefSeq names its product putative F-box/LRR-repeat protein At5g02930. The record is from RefSeq and is a predicted model, not a curated record. Gene Ontology annotation, molecular function: protein binding. NCBI's taxonomy places the organism in Eukaryota, Viridiplantae, Streptophyta, Magnoliopsida, Brassicales, Brassicaceae.
CUUGUUUAUAUUUGUAACAUAAAUUGAUUUUUGAAGUCUUUAAUUUCUUUUUGGUUGAUAAAUAAAUUCACAUUUCAAAAUAUCAUAUUAUAUUUUGUUAUGUGAUAUACAAAUUUUAGUUUAAUAUUAUUUAAAAUAUUUUUUUUUCUAAUUUCAUACUUAAAUCAUUAUACAUAAUAAAUUUAGACAACCAUUUAAAAUCGAAAAAUUUAAAAAUAUAAAUUUGGAUCUGGUGAAUUAAUUAAGAAAUAAAUCCGGUGCAAUCGGGAUAAUUAAGAAACAAAUCUGGUGAAUUUAUUAAGAAUUUUUUUUUACAUAAAAGAUUGAUUGAAAUAUCUUAUUUAACACAGAAAAACAAAUUCGGGAUUGAUCGAAAUCCGAACGGCCAUGGAAGAACCACCACCGAAGGAGGAAAGUAACGCCCCUGGGGGUGCACAAAACCCUAGCAACCUCUUUGGCGGUGUAGACUCAAUCAGCUCUCUACCAGACGAGAUGCUCCACCAUAUCUUCUCCUUUGUUCCGACCAAGGUAGCCAACACAACUAGCGUCUUGUCCAAACGUUGGAGGCAUUUGUGGUGCAAGACACCUUAUCUCUCUUUUCCCCAUCACAAAUCAUCUCUUGAAUCGAUUCACGAAACCCUAGCCAGCUACACUGCUGCAAAAAUCACGAGAUUCCAUCUCUACGUUGAUAGAGAAACAUCCGAAGCCAGCGAAAGGAGUCGUCACCACGUUGAUAGCUUGAUCGAGUUUGCGAUAUCCCACAACGUGGAGAAGCUUUCUUUGGUAUUGAAUGCAUACUACGUUUUUCCAGAUUUCUUCUUCAGCAAUUCAUCUCUAAAGCAACUCAUCGUAGAUUCAUGGAACUAUAUGAGUCCCAAAUGCACCGUUUCUUGGACAUCACUUCAGAACUUGUCUUUGAGGAACUCUUCACUCGAUGAAUCUUUUACUAAGGUUCUGUCUGGUUCUCUAAUGCUGGAAAGCUUGACAUUGCAGUCUUGUUCACUUUCUUGUCUUGAUCUGAGUGAAUCACCGCGCCUUAGACGACUGAAUUUAGAAUUCUUCAAUUCUUCUCCAAGAAAAUGUCAUAUAGUGGCUCCUCAUAUCCAUUACUUGAGAAUGAUAGAUUUUACGCAAAAAUAUAGUUUAGUUGAUGUCUCCUCCUCUUUAAUAGAAGCUAACAUAGACACUAUCUAUUUCUUACCUCGAUUCUGGUGUACUCAAGAUGAUCCCUCGAAGGAUCCCUCAAAGCAUGAUUACCAAGUGAUGAUGCAAACGAUGCUAGAAAAGUUGCAGAACGUUGAGAACCUUACUGUUGGGCUUAGCUUUCUUCAGAUGCUAUCUAUUGCCGAGUACAGUGGUGUUCAUUUCCCGACGUUUAAUGUCAAAACGUUGACUCUUAAAACAACAAUUUUGCGAUCUGCGGUUCUUGGUAUAGCAAAGCUGCUACAAAACUCACCUGAAUUAAAGAAAAUUGUUUUUUACAAAACUGAAGAUUGGAACUGCUCAGUGGAGAAAUAUGUUAAUCGCUACAUGGAGCCACAAGAUCCACAAGACCUGAUCUUUCCUGCUAAGUCAGCGUUUAAAGUUGCAAAGCCGGAUCUCGUGGCUUCCUUCAUGGAACUUUUGCUGCGAAACACAAGAAAACUAGAGACAUUGGUUCUCCAGUUGAGGAGUUGCCUUAAUAUAUCAAAUUAUGAUGAGCUGUCUCAAAUCGCUCUUACACUUUCUCACAAAAAUAAGGUCUCCAUUGUGCUGAAAUGAUCGAGUGGUGUUAUAUUAUGUAUCAUGGGUUUCUAGUGUUGGGCCAUUCAACAAUUUUAUUUAUUUGCUAAUUCUACUGAUAGGAGAGGAAUUUGCUUUAGGUGCACCUGAUUUACUUAUAGUAGUAAGCAUGCAUGGUUCUAUUAUAGAAACGAAACUACUUCAAUAGAAAUAAAUAAAACCAUCAGUGUUCAUC